UUAUCACUCAACUCUCUUUUAUCGUUCCUGUCGUGCUCUCAGCUUCUAUCUUUUUACUCUUCUUCAAUGAGGAACAACAAGAAACUAACAUCUCUCAAAUGACCCUGUCACCCUUCUCCUUCCUCGUCGCCGCCACUAUCAUCAUUUCAUUAUCGACAGAAUGUGCAGUUGUUACCGCUCUCAGCUCAGGCUCCACGGUUGCUGUCACCUUCGGCACGGGCACUGUUUGUGGCAUCAUUGCUGGUGAGGCAACACAGAGAAUCCAGUGCUACCAAAAUGGACUCAAUAUUUCGGUUUUGCCUAAUGUAUCAUUUGAAGCAAUCUCUGGUGGCAGGAGCUUUUUUUGUGGGCUCAGGUCAGGUGGAUUCAUCAUUCACUGUUGGGAGACUCAAACUUCAGUGAAUUCGUAUUUUUGGCCAAAGCGUAUAUAUUCCAACUACAAUAUCUCUUUGACUGACCUGGCGGUUGGUGAUGAUCAGGUUUGUGCUAGAGAGGUGGAUUCUGGUAUAGCUAGAUGCUGGAGAGGAGGGAGUGGUUCUCCAUUUCCGUCACCUGGAGUUGGUUUAAAGUUUCGUGCAAUCACCUCAGGGAAUGGCUUUACUUGUGGGAUUUUGAAGAAUGGUAGCACAGUUUUCUGUUGGGGUGGUAAUAGGAUGGGAGUUGAAAUCCAAAGACAAUUUGGUAACUUGUCAAUGUCCUAUUUGGUUGCUGGAGAUUCUCAUGCUUGUGGAUUGACUAGGACAGGAUUCUUGGUUUGUAAAGGGAAUAAUGAGUCCGGGCAACUUGAUGGUCCUUCCAGUUCAGCUUUUGAGUUUUCAGGUAUGUCAUUGGGAGGAAAUUUUAGUUGCGGUAUCAGGCGAAUAAAUGGAUUGGUUCUAUGCUGGGGAGGAGCAAACGGAUCUGAAUUUGAUUAUAAUGCAGUGGAAGAUGUUUCAUUUGAGUCAAUUGUUGCUGGUUUGAAUUUUAUUUGCGGCUUGACAACAAGGAAUUUAACAAUGAUUUGUUGGGGACCUGGAUGGUCUAAUGGGGUUAGUGAUCUUCCUUUGGGAAUGGUAAUUCCAGGUCCAUGUGUUAAGGCUUCAUGUAAUUGUGGUACGUAUCUGAAUUCUGAGACCUUGUGUGAUGGCUCAGGGAACAUUUGUGAAUCAUGCCAGACUGAACUUCCACUUCCAGUGCCAUUGACACCAAUACUAGCACCACUUCCUUCACAAGGAACGAAGCAAUUUUCUCCACCAAGGAAGGGCAUUAACAGGCUUUCUUUGGCAUUUUUAAUCGUUGGAUCAGUUGGAGCUUUUGCAGGGAUUUGCACUAUUACCUACUGCUUAUGGGAAGGAGUAUGUGGCUUCUUGCUUUGCAGGCCUCAUAAUUCUGUGCAACCCGCGGUUACAGAUGCUAAUAUAAUUACGAAUGAUCUGGAUAAUAAUGAUUCCAUUACCCCACCUUUAAGAUCAUUUUCCACCAGGCGCAACAGCUCAGGAAGACUAGGACGCCAUAGAAGUGGGUCAUCAUCAUCGAAACAUGUAGAGAAAACCCAAAAUUUUUCAUUAUUAGAGCUUUCUAAUGCUACUAACAAUUUCUCAGUGGAAAACAGGAUUGGUGCUGGGAGCUUUGGGGUGGUUUACAAAGGCAAACUUCCAGAUGGUCGUGAAGUUGCCAUUAAAAAAGGAGAAACUUCUAUAAAGGUGAAGAAAUUCCAAGAGAAAGAAACUGCAUUUGAUUCAGAAAUAGCGUUGUUAUCACGGCUUCACCACAAGCAUUUAGUGGGGUUAGUUGGAUUCUGCCAAGAAAAUGAUGAGAGGCUUUUGGUUUACGAGUACAUGAGCAAUGGGUCACUCUAUGAUCAUCUGCAUAACAAUGACAAUAUCGAAAAAGGUAGUAGCAUUCUAAAUUCCUGGAAAAUGAGGAUCAAAAUUGCAUUAGAUGCUGCAAGGGGGAUUGAUUACCUCCACAACUAUGCAGUGCCACCUAUAAUUCAUAGAGACAUCAAGUCCUCAAAUAUACUAGUAGAUGCAAACUGGACAGCUAGAGUUUCCGAUUUUGGAUUAUCACUAAUGGGACCGGAAUCUGAUCAAGAAUUUAUGUCAACCAGGGCAGUUGGGACAGUUGGAUACAUUGAUCCUGAAUACUAUGUGUCGAAUGUACUGACAGCUAAAAGUGAUGUAUAUGGUGUGGGGGUGGUAUUGUUAGAGCUUUUGACGGGAAGAAAAGCUGUUUUCAAAAAUGAAGAUGGCACAGGGCCAACGGGGGUGGUUGAAUAUGCUAGCCCGAGGAUAUUGGCAGGGGAUCUCCGGACAGUGGUGGAUAGAAGAAUUGGCAUGCCAGAGAUUCAUGAGGCUGAGGCUGUGGAGCUGAUGGCUCAUAUAGCUAUGCGUUGUGUGAAUUUGGAGGGAAAAGAGAGGCCUAAUAUGACAGACAUUGUAGCCAAUUUGGAGAAAGCGCUGACACUUUGCGAGGAUAGCCCUGCUAGCCUCUCUUCUAGAACAAUUUCCCUUCCUUCGGAUUGA
This is a messenger RNA of Durio zibethinus, 2504 nucleotides long. Lineage: Eukaryota; Viridiplantae; Streptophyta; Magnoliopsida; Malvales; Malvaceae. The record is from RefSeq and is a predicted model, not a curated record.